Hibiscus syriacus is the source of this 933-nucleotide messenger RNA. RefSeq names its product F-box protein At3g07870-like. Gene Ontology annotation, molecular function: protein binding. The record is from RefSeq and is a predicted model, not a curated record. The coding region runs from base 1 to 933 and encodes 310 amino acids. The transcript has 2 exons. NCBI's taxonomy places the organism in Eukaryota, Viridiplantae, Streptophyta, Magnoliopsida, Malvales, Malvaceae.
AUGGAAGAAAAAUCAACCAUGAAAGAGAUGAGGAAAGGCCAGCCGGAAGCAAACAUGACGGAUCGUCUUCCUCGAGAAAUCAUCGUCAACAUACUAUCCUUGCUUCCCUUAACAUCUUUGCUGAAUUCAAAGCUGGUUUGUCGAGCCUGGCGAACCCUAAUACAAGAUCCGUUUCUUAUUAGAAAGCACUUGGAUGAGGCUGCCGGCAAUGAUCCGAGCUUCGUAUUGGAAAGCAUUAGGACUAUCCCCGACCAACGCUACUUCAUAGAUUUCUUCGAUCAUAGUGAAGGAAAAAUGAUCUCAAAGAAGCUCCCCGGUUUUCCUACGACCAUGCAUUUGGUAGAUUCCUGUGAUGGGUUGCUUUGCUUGCAUGAUACAUCGCGAACCGUGUUCAUUUGCAACCCUUUCACUAGGGUGUACGUCAAGCUCCGCAAACCGGUCAAGUGUCCCACAGUGGUGGGGCAUUUGUGGUUCCAUUGGCUUUCGAGGCCGAACAAGUAUACCAAAGCUAGCUUGCUUAUAUCGUUUGAUCUUGAAACCGAGCAGUUCCAGGAGGUGACGAAAGCUGAUUGUUGUUGCGCCUCUGACAUGUGUUUUCGUCAACUGACGGUCGUACGAGGUUGUCCGUCGGCCGGUGCGUUUCAUGGUGACGAUGAACGAUCGGAAAUUUGGGUUAUAAAGGAAUAUGGUGUGAAAGAGUCUUGGAUCAAAGAGUUUACCAUCGGAACUUACUUGCCCCCGACGUUAAUCGCCCAACGAGAGAUUCGGCAAUUGAGAUAUUCGAACCCUAAUUUACUAGUUCAAGUUCUAUGCGUGUUGAAAAGUGGUGAGAUCUUGUUGGAGUUCUUAAGCAGCGCUCUUGUUCUUUAUGAUCCUCAGUAUGAAACGUUCAAGGAGUUAGGUUUCUGGAAAUGCGUAAUUGCUUCAAAAUAG